GGUACCCUUCCCCCAUCCGGCCCUGGGGCCUGCCUUGCGUCUGGCCUUGAGCUUUUGUAACGGAGCUUUAUCUCUUCCUUCCCCCACUGAAGAUGGAGCGCAGUCCUCACCCUUUUCUAAAGCAAAACCACCCCCUCCCACCUACCAGCUCAGCUCAGCCUUUGUCACGGGGCGGUCGGGCUGGCUUCGGGCUGUGGGCGGGCAGAGAAGCCUCUUCCUGCCUCUCCCCCUCCGGAGCGGACUUGCUAACGGGUGGGUGGAGCCCAGUCAGAACUAUUUCGGUUCCGUCUUCUCAGAGCAGCCUUUGGUUUCCUGCUUAGUUUCCCCUGUGCUUAUGUUAUUAAUAAUAUAGCUACCACUUUCUGAGCACUUGCCUUAUAUCAAGUAGGAACUUUACAUAUAUAUUUUCCUGGUAUUUUAGGUCAACUGUGUAUCAUUAACCCCAUUUUACAGGUGAGGCAACUUGAAGUGAAGAAAAGCCAAUUUGCUGGAUGACACAGCUAUUCCUGAGAACCCCAACCCCGGGAGGAGCCAGCCCAUCAACCUGAACCAUUAUGCCACCAAGAAGAGCGUGGCAGAGAGCAUGCUAGACGUGGCUCUCUUCAUGUCCAAUGCCAUGCGGCUGAAAACGGUGCUGGAGCAGGGGCCGUCCUCUCAAUACUAUGCUACCCUCAUCACUCUCAUCAGCAUCUCUCUGCUCCUGCAGGUCGUCAUCGGAAUCCUCCUCGUGGUCAUUGCACGGCUGAACCUGAAUGAGGUGGAAAGGCAGUGGCAAUUAAACCAGCUCAACAAUGCUGCCACCAUCUUGGUCUUCAUCACUGUUGUCAUCAAUGUCUUCAUUACAGCUUUCGGGGCACAUAAGACAGAGUUCCUGGCUGCCAGGACCUCAAGGAAUCCUCUCUGAAUUCAGCUUGGAACCCAGGUACUGGAUCUGGAGCUGCUUCCGCCUCUUUCUUCCCUGACCUGCCAGGCUGAUGAGCACUUCCCCUGGGAGCUCCUGAAAGAGCAAUGUAGAUGCCUGCUUCCUACCACAGCACCCGAGUGAAGAUGGGAUAGUUUACUGGUCCAAGUGAAUUUCAUCUUGGUCCACAGGCCUGAGCUCAGCGUGGGAUAGUGCCAGCCUUUGCUCCUGGUGGCACCUGCACCUGAGGCAUGUGGACCCAAGGCUGAGUCCACCAGCUUAAGGACUCUGGUUCUGACUUACUCCAUUCCUCCCCUCUGUCCCAUCCAUUCCCAGGCCUAUUUUCCCAGGUAAAAUGGAAUGAUUUCUAUCUAUAAAAGUUUCUGCAAAUCCA
Myotis daubentonii (Daubenton's bat) is the source of this 1295-nucleotide messenger RNA. It is a transcript of the gene NINJ2, whose product is annotated as ninjurin 2. Lineage: Eukaryota; Metazoa; Chordata; Mammalia; Chiroptera; Vespertilionidae. Gene Ontology annotation, cellular component: membrane. The record is from RefSeq and is a predicted model, not a curated record. Gene Ontology annotation, biological process: tissue regeneration; cell adhesion.